Messenger RNA from Anopheles funestus (African malaria mosquito), 6756 nucleotides. It is a transcript of the gene Gp210, whose product is annotated as nuclear pore membrane glycoprotein 210. The record is from RefSeq and is a predicted model, not a curated record. Bases 227 to 6070 code for a protein of 1947 amino acids. The transcript has 8 exons. Gene Ontology annotation, cellular component: nuclear pore. Lineage: Eukaryota; Metazoa; Arthropoda; Insecta; Diptera; Culicidae.
CUGAAGCGCGGACACCGGCAUUUGGACGUUGUUUACAACGGGUUUCGGAGCAUUAGCAGAUGUGAAAACGAAGAAGAAGUAUCGGAUUUUACCAACCGCGAAGUCACGCUGUCCGUGUGUUUGAUGAAGUGCUGUUCAUAAAGUGAAUAAAUAUCAUUCCGUAAGCGAGAAUUGGAUACCACCGUUUGGGAGUACAGUGUGUAGAGCCUGGGGCUUGGAAAGCAGAAUGAAACCCUCAUGGCUGGGGCUGACGCUUGCCGUGGUGUUGCUUUUGGCAGCCACGCGCUCUGUUUCCGCCACCAAGCUGAACUAUCCGCGUGUUUUACUGCCCAUCUUCGAUCACAUUUCCGUGAACUUUACGCUUGAGGUCGUCGAAAAGGGUUGCUUCAAGUGGACUUCGUCACGACUCGAUCUAAUCCAAAUCACGCCUUCCUAUGACGACAUCGAUGAGGAUUGUUCCUAUCGUGUGGUGGUGACAGUUAUAAACAAGGAAAAGCGACGCAACACCGCCAUCGUGCUUGCGGAGGAUCUAGUUACCGGUGAGGUGCUUCGAUGUGACGUGAUUCUGGACGUGAUCGAUCAGCUGGGUGUGCUAACGACGACCCGUGAAUUGUACCUAGAGGAAGCGCCAGAAACGUUCGAACUGUGGGCUCAGGAUGCACAAGGUAACGCGUUUACCACGCUGGAAGGAAUCGAGUUCCACUGGCAGAUCGCGUCCCAUCGGACGCACGAUUCACGCCACGGUGGUGCUGGCGAUAGUAGCUGGAGUCAGGUGUUACGGUUCCUUACCUUUUCCGAGAGCAAGUUCCAUGUCGUACCGCGAGCAAUCGAACGGCUUGAAGCGGCCGGCGUGCAAGGAUAUAUGGUGUUGCUGGAGGGUAUAAAUACCGGUUCAGCUCGGGUAACGGCACGUCUUCCCCAUGCCGAGUACGCGAACGUCCCACCGGUUGACGUUAACAUUAUGGUGCUGGCCAACCUGAUACUGAACCCGAGCGAUGUGUACAUCCUGCCCGGAGAUACCAUCGAAUUUAAGGUGCUCCAGUUGAAGCAGGGCAAGCUGCACGAAAUUGCACUCAACAGUCAGUACUAUCUGGAGAUAGAGCAUGAAACGUUUGCCAGUAUGAGCGGAAAUGCAGCGAAGGGUUUGCGAGUUGGCCGAACAUUUGUGCUGCUGCGUGACCGAAAUGUACCACAUGGAGCAAACGCAGCGGUAAAUGAUGAAGCUAACUCCAAAGCAACACUGCCGAAAGCAAGCCUCACGGUGGUGGAUCCGAUGAAACUAACAAUUAAUCUUUUACCCCACUACAACUGGGUAACGGUUGAGGGCGAGAGUCACGAGAUUGCGUUGAAUCUUUUUACUCAUGACGAUCAUCAGAUUACGCUUGGGGCAAAGUACAAGAUUCAGUCCACGUUUGAUGAGUCCCUUUUCUAUCCGAUCCGUGUAACCACUAAUGGAAGUAGCAUCUUUGGUGAAACGAUUGCCACCGGUAGCAGUCCGGUGACGGGCAAGUUUGAAAAGCUCUCAGCCAAGGCAGAAAUGGUUGUGUACAAACGAUUGGCAAUUAAUCCACCAGAAGUGAUUCUACCGUACGAUCCUAACCUUCGCCGACAAAAGCUUCAGUUCAGUGCUACCGGUGGUGAUGGUUCAUACAGUUGGACUUCGCAGGAUGCGAAUGUUGUGUCCAUUUCACAAACAGGUUUGGCGGAGGCUCGUUUGGAUCAGAUCAAGGGUAUCACAGAUUUAGCCACCGAAACCGAGCUGGCUAAAGUUACACAAGUGAAGGUCGCAAUGUCGCGAAAUGUGCGGAUUUACGUGACGGCACAGGUGAUGUUUUUACCACCGAUAAAGCUGGAAGUGGUGCGUUACAACUUUGAAACCGUGCUGAAAGAUUACGUCCGACUGCAUGUGGGGCUGUGGGCACGGUACAACGGUACGCUGAAACCGUUCACUUCCUGUGACAAUCUACACUUUGAGCUAGAGUUUAGCAAUCCCAUCUUUAUGACGGAAACGUUUGCUUCGGUUAGUGACGAAAAGGAAGAACCAUUGGCUAACGGAGCUUGUCGGAUAAUGUACCUACGUUCCACCAUGGUUGGGCAGACAAAUUUGAAGAUCACAUAUCGUUACUUCGAUAAGCUGCUGAGCGAUCACGUCAGCUUGAACGUGUUCGAGCAGCUCGCGAUUGAGAAUCCGGUCGAGAAUGAGGUUGUACUACCGAUCGGUGCAUCGCGCAAUCUUUUCUACUACAAUGGACCGGAGCACAUUUUCAACUCGGAGGCGGAACUACAACGUCAGCUAGUGUACGAUCGAAAGGCACUGGAAGUAACCGAAAUGGGAAGUGGAUUUUCCAACGAUAAACACAUCUUGCGUGCGCUUUGCAAAAAGCUCGGUGACUACGAGCUAAAGCUGGAGGUGUUUAACACACUGAACGCACCGAAUGUUGUACCGUACGUAACCGAGUUCGUGACGAAAGUAUACUGCGUAAAGCCACGCUUCGUAAAUCUCAUCACGACGGACAAGGUAAAAACAGGAUGUCCGCUCGAACGCCGCAACUCGAUGAUGCACGUCAAAACGGCAGACAACGCGGAACAGAUGAUGAUCGACAUCGAGGUGCUGGAUGUGCAGAAUCGUAAGCUGGCAAACAUUUCCUCGCUGCUGCUGGAAUGGAAAUUCUCCUCCGUGGAUACACAAACGGUUUCCGGCACGUCGACAGGUGUUGGUGAAACGGCUCUAGUGAUGAGCUAUGAUUACAGGUCGGAAGUGGAACGUUGGGAAGGUGUCGAAAUUCCUGGACGUGAUUAUUUGCUGCUGCAUCUUCCGCGGGAGUUGGAAGCGAGCCUGAAAGUGAAAACGCUCGUCACGGAUUAUCGGGCGGAAGUGCUUAAACGGUAUGCGAUCAAACCGGAAAGUCCACCCUUCGGUGUGCAGAAAAAGGCCGGAUCACCACUCGUAAAGCCGGUGAUUGAAAAUGAGCUAAACUUUGUAUCGGUGAAUCGUACGCUGCUUCCGUACGAGCGGUUGACACUCUUCCUAACCGCUGACUCGGUCGAACGUAUAAAGGUAGCACAAGGGAGCGGCUUUUAUGACAUCAAAGCGUCCGAGUUGGGGAUUGUGUCGGCACAGUUCGAUGGCACAACGCGACAGAUAAUCAUCAGCCCACGAAAGAUCGGUGAGGUAAAGCUAGAAAUAACGGACCAGUGUCUCAGCACGGAGUCGAGCUUUCUGCACGUGUCGGUUGUAACGGUGGGACGAAUUACCGUGCUGUCGCCGGAUCGUGUUGAGAAAACGAAAAAGAUUGAAGCGAUCGUACGGUUGUACGAUAGUAACGAUCGUUUGCUGGAGAUUAAGCGCGAUCGGUUGGAAUUGUAUGAUCUUCGCACGGAGGUGUAUAAUCCUACCGUGCUGAACCUUGCACUCGGCAGUCAAUCACAGUUGGGCGCGGGAGAGAUUCGUUACCACGUGACCGGUAUGGAGCUGGGCGAAACCAAGUUUAGCGUUAGUUCGGGAAGUGGAAAGGAAAUGAUUACAAGUGCACCGACCGCGGUACAGGUGUUUCCACCGCUGAUGUUACUGCCACGCAAUGCAACGAUCCUCGUGGGAAGUACACUGCAAAUCUACAGCAAAGGAGGACCAACACCGGACACAAACAUCAUUUACACUGUACAAAAUUUGGAUAUUAUUGAUGUUGAAUCAAACUUUGCUAGCGGACUUAAAAUUGGACGUUCGAAGGUUACAGGACGCUGUGUUGGCAUGAAUCCCACCACCGGAGCACAGAUCGUGUUUUCCGAGGACACCAUCACCAUUCAGGUAAUUCCACUGGACGCGAUCGAGUUGCGAACACCGUUGAAACGCAUUCAAGCGGGCGCUACCAUGCCAGCGUACGUUUGGGCCGCACCCAACAUCUCGCCACUCGUGCUCGGUACGGUAGAAAACUUACAAAUCCGUUGGUCUACCGAUCAUGCCGAUGUGCUUGAUGUGCGCGGUAUCUUCCAAGAUGUCGGUGUCGAGUAUCUGGCCCGUGAUGCGAUUGCAAUGCGCGUGAAAGCUUUGGCACCGGGACGAGCAACCCUGCACGUAACGCUUGUAACACCUAACGGGCUGAAGCUAACCGCCAAAACGGACGUGACCGUGUUCCGAAUGUUAGAAUUGGUGGCACCGAAAGCGAUUCGUUACGAUUCCAUACUCCUGCCACCGAGAGCUACGAUACAGCUAAAGUCAAAUCUGGACGAUGCUGUGUAUCACCUAGACAGCGACACUUCGUCCGGCGGUGUGCUGCAAGUUACACGCGAUGGAUUGGUCAAGAGCGGUGAAACAACCGGACGCGUGCAGGUGAUUGCAUCCUCCCAGGACCAAUCACUCACGAUACCGCUCGAGGUAAAGCAGGUACACUACAUUAUGGCCUCUUUGCAACCGGGAACGGUGAAGUUAAGGCGCAUCGAAAACAGUAUCCCGCAGGGAUUUAGCUUUUCCCUGAAGGUGUCACUGCACGACAGUCUUGGUAAUGAAUUUUCCCACGGUUUGGAGGACGUGUCGGCCCUUAAGCAUAAGCUUUCCAAGCGCGGCAACGUGCUAAUUACCACGGGCAGUAACUAUAGUGUAGCGCUCGAGCUAAUUCGCGAAACUUCCGACAUGAUGGUGGUGGCAUUGCGUGAUCAGACGGGCGUAAAGUUUGGCGAAGAUUUCCUAAAACUGGUCGUCGGCGAAGAAUCGAGCGGGUUGGUAUUCCCUGGCAGAGGUAUCUUUGCGGUCGGCGAUGUUGUGUGCUUCAGUUCGCCACUACUCAAUGCAGACGCACGUUGGAGCAGCUCCGAUGAGUCGUUGGUGAAGAUAGAUUCGAAAACUGGAGUCGCACAAAUACUUGGCAGUUCGGCAAGCGCGGGUGGGACAAACACGGAAGAUGUGGUAACGAUUCGACAUGGUGAUCGCCGUCAGGGUGGCAUUUCGUUCAACGUGGAUGUGCUGGAAGCGGAUCGCAUUGAGUUCUUCAAAAGCUACGACAUCUUCAACGGGAAUUCGUACCGAGGGCAUCUAGUGAUCAAGAAUCAUCUGCAGGUAGACAAGCUGGUCAAUGUGAUUGCGAUGAAUGUGUCCACCUGCCGGGAGCAGGUUGAACGAUCGGUUGGUGGAUUGUUCGCUUGUAAGCUAGUGGUACGCCAAGGAAUUCCCGAUUUGUUGAAGCAUUUCAAAGUGCUGCCCGGAUACGAUCCAACAAUAGGGGCGUACAGCUGUAACAUAGAUCUUCUGACGACACUGGACGAUGUGGCGAACUUGAUCAAAACGAACGAAUACACGCUGGAGUUGGAGGUGCGUUUACUUGCCUCCGGACUGACCGAUACAUCUACGCUGAAGAUGGUACCAGCGGUGCGGAUCGAACCGGAAGCAAUCGCGGUAGAUCAAAUCAACAAGCAAAGUCUCAUGAUCGCAGGACUCGAUCGGGUACUGCAGAAGGUUGAGGUGACUUCAUCCGAUCCGGCAGCUUUAGCAAUUCGCCAACAGCAAAAGCAACCCGGCCUGCUUGAGUACCGGCUAGAACUGUUAACGAACUACAAAGAUGAAUGGGCUGACAGUUUGGCCGUAUUGGUUAACUCACCACUUACAUUGCAGAAUGUGAGGGUACCGAUCCAUUCACCAAUGGCUCCCAGAAAAUGUGCCACGCAACCAUUCGCGAGCACACCGGAUUUGUUGGUAAACUAUAUGAGCAACUUUGGUCUACUCAUAUCCGCUGUGACGGUGCUCGCUGCGACAGUUUGGGUCAUUGUGUUCUGCUUUCCCCAGCGACAGAAGACGGUCGCGAACGGAAAUGUGCAUUUGCCAUUUAAAAAUGAGCACAAUUUAUCAUCCUAUGAUAAUAGGAUAAGCGGCAGUCCAUUUGCUAGUCCAUUAGAGAAGCGCGGCAGUAAUCUACAGUCAUCGUCACCGUUCGCCGGCAGUAGCGCCGGACAUAGCUUUAGCGGAUCUCAAGGCAAUCUAAGUCAUGAUUUCAACACAAGCGGUACCUCGCACGGCUCACCGAUCUACGGUGAUGCGACCAUAAUUUCACCCCAAAAACGGGUAAACCGACGUUACCUGUAAAUAUAGUUCAGGAUAGGUGUAACUUUAUACCGUUUCACGGCAACACUAAGGCGGCUUUUCCAUAUGUCCAUCGCGAUACGGAGAAAAACAAACCAAUAGCCAAUUUUGCCAAACACUUAGUUACGGGUUUUUCUCCCCAUUUUUUUCCGAUCAAGCAUGGGUACAUUGUUUAUGUUUUACCUUAGCAUUGAUUUAUAAUUUGAUAUUUGUACAUUAACAAAUGAACUUCAAACAUUUACUUAAUCAAUUCUUUCUAAACGAUUUGGUUUUACUUUAUGAUUUUCGCUCAAUGCUUCACUUCUAUUAAAAUUUGUUUGACGAUAUGUAAAAUGUUAUCGUUUUCUUUCGUUUAGAACGAUAUUAUUCUUACUUAUUAUUACUUUGCUUUCUAACAUUGGCGCUUCUGUUAUGAUCCUUUCGUUGGUUCGAUGCCUUUGGCAAACAAUAAUUUGCAGCUGCUUUUUUUUUCGUGUGUGUGACUUAAGCAUAGUUUGGUUCUGAAUUUAAACACUUGAAAUAUGGUCUGUUUGGCAACAAAUAUCGCCCGUACGAGUGGAAACAAAAGCAACGAUGAGACGGGCCGAUUAGGUAAGGUUAUUGAAAUUAUUAACAACACGAUGUACAUACAUUCAGACUGUCGGUUAGGUUAGUAAGCAACAAAUAAAUUCAAAUUGAACAUCUUUAAA